GCGAGGUUAGUGGCAGUUCAGUUCGGAGAGGCACAGUAAUGCUUUUUAUAAAUUAUUAUAUUGUAAACGGGAAAUUUAUGGAAAAAAUACUAAUACGGGAGGACGGCGGGAAAGAGGGGUAAAAUAAGGUAGUUUCCACGCCAAAACGGUAGACUUGACAGCAGGGGCGGAUGAUCUAGGAUGUCAGGAGAUCCGGGGCUUAUGCCGCGUUCCAUUUACCUCGGAAAUCGGAAGUCGGAACUGGGAAUUACGUCACAGCCAAGUUAAGCGUUCCAGCAGAUCCAUGCGUUCCAGUUACAAAGUCGGAAAACAAGAUGGCCGCGUCCACGAAAGCUGUUCUAGCUCUUGCCUUGUCCGAAUACAAGCAACUUCUGGACAAAUAUGCGGUCAUUCUGCAACUUUACAACACGGUGGAUGAAGAGGAAACAGAUAUGAGCGAAAGAAUAUUUGACGUACUGCAGCCUGAACAGCGAAUUAUACUGAAGACUGGAACAGAGUGGCUGAACAUGGAUGAUCACACUUUUGCACGCAAUUUCCAUGUCACCAAGCCCCAGUUUCAACAUCUGUUGAUGAAGCUGCAGGACAAUGGUAUUGAUAAAGAACACCGUGAAGGUCUACCACCAGUCCCCGCUACAAAGAAGGUGCUGAUGUUCCUGUGGUUCAUGGCCAACCAAAACAGUUUACGUGAGAUGUCUGAUAAGUUUGAUGUGUCACAGUCCACAGCACAGAGGAUCAUCCUACAAGCGCUCAACAUCAUGUCCACAAUGGGAUUAUCCUUUAUAUUCUGGCCAAAUGCCUGUGAGAAAGCAGCAUCUGCUGCUGCUUUCCACCGCCUCUGUGGCCUCACUGGUGUCAUCGGUGCUAUUGAUGGAUGCCACUUCAGGAUGCAAAGGCCACCAAUAAGAGGAGGAGACUACAUGAACUGCAAGUCAUUUUAUUCUGUCCUCCUCCAGGGGAUUGUGGAUGAGAGGGGGCGAUUUAUUAACAUUUUUGCUGGACCACCAGGGAAGGUCCGUGAUGCCAGGAUGUUGAGGGCCUCUAAUUUCUACACAACAUGGGAGGAGAAGAUGGGUGACUACACCUUACUGGCAGACAGUGCCUACACUGGACAGGAAUUCCCUUUUGUCAUCUCUCCUAAGCUUGACAAUGGGGCUCUAACUGAGGCCGAGGAGCUGCAGAACUCCAGUAUCAGCCGCGGGAGGGUGGUCGUAGAGCAAGCCUUUGGACGGAUGAAGUGCAAGUGGAGGCGCCUACGAGAUCUGCAGAACACGCGGAUUGAUGGAGUCGUGAUGAUCAUAAUGGCAGCUUGUUUUCUGCACAACAUGUGCAUUGAUGCUUCAGAGAUCUGUCAGGAACACCCAAAUGGAUGCCCAAGACAGGCAGAUGAAAAUGAGUAGAAGUACGAAUAAUAGACUGCUGUCAUAAGUGUUUUUACAUUGUGUUGUAAACUUUUUCUCCUACCAA
This is a messenger RNA of Cololabis saira (Pacific saury), 1464 nucleotides long. Its product is annotated as putative nuclease HARBI1. NCBI's taxonomy places the organism in Eukaryota, Metazoa, Chordata, Actinopteri, Beloniformes, Belonidae. The record is from RefSeq and is a predicted model, not a curated record. The transcript has 2 exons. Bases 315 to 1397 code for a protein of 360 amino acids.